GUCAAACUUGUAGAAACAUUGUGGUGUACGUGUAAUCUUUUCUUAAACAUACAUUUUCGUGUCAGACUGAAAUAUGAAGAGCAUCAACCAUACAUUGGUUUUUAUCUUGCUGACCUUUUUCAUCGUUACCGGCGACGGAGUGGGGAGCACGGCGGCGAUGCGGACGGAAGGAGGAGUGGCCUGUCUGGCGGGGAAAAUCAAAGUGAAAGAGUGCGAUCCACAAGUGUGCCCUCUCCAGUGCCAAAAGAAGUAUGGAGCCGUUGGCAUUUCUGGCGAAUGUAUAGGAGACUAUUGUACUUGUUAUGCCCUUUGCCAAGGUCCACCACCGAGGGGUCGUCUCUAGCUUCGACAAUAUAACAUAUAUAAUCGACCUCUGUCAUUUGGUUAAUGUUACGCACAAGAUUCUGUACGUCACCUUUUAAAUCCCCAAAAAACUCCUUGGCUGGGUUCGAACUGGAUAAAACGUGAAACUGAAUGUAAAACUAGAAUAGAAAAAUUAGGAACAG
Molecule: messenger RNA, 506 nt
Organism: Linum trigynum
Lineage: Eukaryota; Viridiplantae; Streptophyta; Magnoliopsida; Malpighiales; Linaceae
Source: the annotation of a GenBank genome assembly